AAACGACUUCAAACAAAACGAAAAGUGUGGUCGCCGAGUGAAGAUCGAAGAAAUUCCGACGCAAAUCGCUUGCAGAAAACACAUUUUUUCCGGCUAAAUUAAAGUGACCAAACUUCCGGUGCCCGUUUCAGUUUCUAUUAAGUUUCGUUGUUUGUUUUUCGGAUAGUUUAAAAUUUAGAAUCACAAUGUUCUGGGGACUCGUACUGAAAGCUAACAAAAAAUACUCCCAGACGGUGCAGAAGGCAUUCCACCUGAGCCAGGCGGUGCUGGACCUCACGAAAUGCGGUGACGGCGAUGUCCAGGUUAUGUUAUCGACCGAGGACAGCACUUAUCUGCUGUGCGUUUUGGGGAAGAAGAUCCCGCAGGUCGCGUUAGAUCUGAACUUUGACGAAGGUGACCAGAUCAGCCUCAGCACCAAGGGCGAGGGAGUGGUCCAUCUGACCGGAUAUUUGGUGCCCAGCGAGGAGGAUUUCUUCGGCGACGAUGACGACGAGGAAGCGGAUGAGGAACAGGAGGUGGAAGCUUCCCCCGCAAAGGGGAAGGGCAAGGAACGUGUUGCCAAGAAAGUAGCUCAGAAGGUGAACGCCAAGGAAGUUCAACUGGCAGCAGAUGAAGAGGAGGACGAGAUGGACGAGACGUUCGAGCUACCCAAGGAUGCUAAAAAGAAGGCCGGUGCUGAGGAUGAUGAGGAAGACUCGGACGACGAUGAUGACGAUGAAGAUGACGAAGACGACGAGGACGAGGAAAUGGAAGACAGCAAAUUAGAAGCCGAAUUGGAUAGCGACGACGAAGAUGAUGAUGACGACGAUGAGGAUGAUGACGAUGACGACGACGAGGACGAUUCCGAAGAUGAACAACCCAAAGCUAAGGUUGCCAAGGUGGAAAAGAGUGCCUCCAAGCAGAAUGGCGUUGAGAAUGGUAAAGCCUCGUCGAAGGAACUGAAGAAGGAAAGCCAACAGCAGGAGUCGAAAACUCGCACACUGCAAGGUGGGCUGGUCGUCGAAGAUCUCAAGGUCGGCAACGGCCCAGAAGCCAAGCCCGGUAAAAAGAUUGCCGUGUUCUACGAGGGUCGAUUGAAGAAAAACAACAAGGUCUUCGAUUCCACCAACAAGGGACCCGGUUUCAAGUUUGCGCUGGGUCGCGGUGAAGUCAUCAAGGGAUGGGACUUGGGAGUGUCCGGCAUGAAGGUCGGAGGUAAACGACGACUGACGGUGCCGCACCAGCUGGCGUACGGAACCCGAGGAAGCCCGCCGGUGAUCCCACCCAACAGCACGCUGGUCUUCGAUGUGGAGCUGAAAAACGUCUUCUAAGCAUUUAGCCUCAUCCCCUUAAUAAUUAUAACUAAUUAAAACACGAUAAGGUACAACUACUGAUAACUACAACACAUGCAAAAGAACCACAAGCAGUCCGUUACAACUCGCCGUCGGUAUAAUCUUAGCCACUAUCAAAAAAGAAUGGAAGGGUAAGAUUCAUUAGUAGGAUUAGCAAACUAAACAAAACAUUCGCUACAGUAAGAAUUGUAAAGUAACGUAAAAGAUACAACGCUGUACACAAUUGUCCACGUCAACACAUUUCUCCAAACACAUCAGAUUAGGCUUCUUUUUGUUGUAGAAAAGUUGCAUCUAAUGUGCGUUUGUUCUUCAAUUCUUCAAGAUCGGAUUGUUAGCCAGAGACUAUUAACGAAAUCAUCCAAUGAUGGGAAAAAGUCAAUAAAGUUUGUGUAAAAAAUUGUAAA
This is a messenger RNA of Armigeres subalbatus, 1735 nucleotides long. RefSeq names its product 46 kDa FK506-binding nuclear protein (gene Fkbp39). Bases 186 to 1310 code for a protein of 374 amino acids. The transcript is spliced from 3 exons. Gene Ontology annotation, cellular component: nucleolus; chromatin. Gene Ontology annotation, molecular function: peptidyl-prolyl cis-trans isomerase activity. NCBI's taxonomy places the organism in Eukaryota, Metazoa, Arthropoda, Insecta, Diptera, Culicidae. The record is from RefSeq and is a predicted model, not a curated record.